AUGCCACCACCACCUUCUUCUUCCUCUUCCUCCUCUUCCUCUUCAACAUCCUUACCACCAUCAUCUUCCUCGCAAAUCUUUCGAAAGUUAGAGUCUUUCCGACAACCACCAGAUGUGCCACUGGAAACUCAUGAGCGCCGCUUCAACCGUAUAGCUGCUCCACUACUCCAAAACCCUCGCCACCAACCAACCCUCAUGGCCAUCUACAUGCGCACUCUGGCCUCACGCGAUCUGCGGCAUUCCCUAGCAGCCCGUGCAGCAGCAUGCGAGAUUGCUCCUCCAACUCUUACAGCCCUUCAAGCAGAAGCUCGUGCUCUUGCUCGCAAACACACUUCUAUCGAUGCCUUUUCAGAGCUAUACACUAUGCGCCAGGGACCUACCAUAUCUGCUGCGGCCCAUGCUGCUGAAAUUGAAAAAAAACUCGCCCUAUUAGAAAUGCCUUUGGAUGAUGACCUGCUUCAGGAUUUAUACCGACGCUCUCUUCGUCCAGAAGUCGCUGCAAGACUUCACAGCUUUCAAUAUCGGUCCUACGCUGAUCUUAAGUCUGAUGCCGUACGGAUAUGCCCGUAA
This is a messenger RNA of Magnusiomyces paraingens, 570 nucleotides long. RefSeq lists its product as uncharacterized. The transcript has a single exon. The record is from RefSeq and is a predicted model, not a curated record. NCBI's taxonomy places the organism in Eukaryota, Fungi, Ascomycota, Dipodascomycetes, Dipodascales, Dipodascaceae. Bases 1 to 570 code for a protein of 189 amino acids.